AUGAUAGCGACUUGGACACCUCAUGUGUCCCUCGGUGGAGACAUCGUCGUGCACCCAUUCAACAGUACAGUGUCUUCCAAUGGAGAAUUAAGGAAAGGUACUGCUACGGCGGUGCAAAUUCACAAUACGGUGGAACCAGAUAUCAACUUUGACAAGGAAUCUUUACAAUAUGAGGCAAAUUCGUCCGAAUCAAUGGUCGCCAAGUUGCCGGAGAUGCCUGGCCUUCCCUUCCCUUUGAUGCAAAGAGCCAUUCUCACACCGGAGAUGGGUGAGAACUUGAACUUAGUUUUAGAGAAUAUUGCUGUACGAGAGCCAGAUCAUGGAGAGGCUGUCAUCCAAAUUCUCUAUACAGGUAUCUGUCGCAGUGACGCAUCCUUCUCGGUUGGACCAGGAUCUGGCUAUCCUAAACAAAACCACAUUGCUGGCCACGAAGGUAUCGGCCGUGUUGUCAAGUCGCACGACCCUUUCAUCAUCGGCCGCACUGUUGGAAUCCGCUAUUUAGGAAAGUCCUGCGGCUUCUGCAUAUAUUGCAUCCGUGGCCUGUUUACAUCAUGUCCAUCACAGCUCAAUGUUCCCAAGCAUAUUACUGGCACAUUUCAAGAAUAUGCAACGGUCCCAAUUAGCUGCCUUGUGCCGUUGCCUGAUGCACUCCUUCAGGGAGAUGUUGAUCUAGCUUUCUGCACAGCGGCGCUAUGCUCUGGAUCAACGGCAUUGGUAUCUGUGCGAGCAGCAAAAGCCAGUCUGGGAGAUGUGGUUAUAGUCGUCGGAGUGGCUGGAGCUAUUGGCCACCUGACUGGGGCGAUUGCAAAGGAAGUUUUCGGAGCACGAGUGAUCGGCAUCGAUCUAAAGUCUAAGAUCGACGAGAUUCAAUCUCAGGAUUAUGGUGACUACAUCGAUAUCCUCCUUGGUGCACCCGAAACCGAUAUGGGGGACGCCUGGUUGAGCUUUCAUUCUAUGUUGAUGCAGAGUUGCGAGAAACUACGCCGCAACCACGGCGUGCGGCGUGCGGCUGAAGCAGUCAUAGUUGCUAGUAGCUCUUUUUCGGCUUUCCAGAGAUUGGACGAGUAUGUCUGCGACGGUGGAAGGAUCGUCUGUGUAGGGGUACCCAAAGGCAAGAAUAAUGUCUGCCUUCCAUUGCAUUCUGUUGUGGAGCGUAAUUUACAUGUGUCGGGGAAUUUAAUGGGGGGACAUCGGGAAGCUCUCGAGGUUAUGGAAUAUAUUGCGACAGGCCAGAUAAAGCCUCACGUCACUAAGGUGGCACUCGAGGACAUUCCGGAGCAGAUGCAACAUCUUGUAGACUGCAAAACUGCGGGCAAGAUUGUGGUAUAUACCUCCGGAAAGCUUGAGUCAUCUGCCCAUGAAUUUGACACUGGUGAUUCGAAAAGCUCAUGGGAAGCCUCCGAUAAGUCUUGCAAGGGCAAGGAUCCUCCCUCUGUGUAG
Molecule: messenger RNA, 1440 nt
Organism: Penicillium crustosum
Lineage: Eukaryota; Fungi; Ascomycota; Eurotiomycetes; Eurotiales; Aspergillaceae
Exons: 4
Coding region: 1-1440 (479 amino acids)
Source: RefSeq, a predicted model, not a curated record